CGUGCAUGUUCCCAUCACAUGAUCCUGACGAGACACAUUUCACAAUGCUGUAUAUAUAUAUAACGAUAUCUGUGUAUACCGGGGGUACAGAUAGUGUGUAAUUCCUUAGGCUGGCGCAGCCAUGAUCGGGACGCUGACAAUUCUCCUGUUGCUUCUUGGGACGUGCGGUGUGUCAGGGUAUGGCGAAUACCGGAAGCGCCUUCCAAAUGGAGAGCGGGUUCCACAUCCUUGCAGAGCCAACUUGUACUGGCAUGGUCUGGGCCACAUCAACACUCUUGGAGGUGGAAGCCGAAACGACUUUGGCAAAGACUUCGCUGCCCAUGGACAUACGUGGACACAAGCCUUGUGCCGUUUAGACUCUGAUGGCGAUGGAAUGACCAACGGUCAAGAGUUGGGUGACCCAGACUGUGAGUGGAUUGCAGGCAGUGGCAAUGUCCCUUCCAGGACGACUCAGAUAACACACCCAGGUGUGUGUGACCCCUUUAGCUCCGCCGCGUGCGCAACUAAGAAUGCGUGGGUGUCGUGCAAAGGGACAGAACUGGAAUGUGAUGCAAUCAACUCGCCAGAUGUGCUGAACUUCACGAUUCGCUUCCCUGAGACGGAAGUCCCGGCAGUGGAGACCACCUAUAUCUGCAUGAUAUUCGACGUCCCAUCUGACCGCGACUACCACUACAUUGCAAGCAAGCCUCUCAUCAACAACGACAACAUCAUGCAUCACGUCGUAGUCUAUGGUUGCUCAGACACUACAGAGGCACUUCCAAACGCACCAUACAAAUGCGGCAUGAAUGCAGGGAGAGGAUGCACGGAUGCAUUGGGAGCAUGGACAGUUGGGUCUCCUGGAGAAUGUCUCAACGACAAGUUUGGGCUAUCAUUUGGAAAAUCAAAAUUCACCCGGUUUGCCCUGGAGUUUCACUGGAACAACCCGAACGAGGUGAGUGGGUGGAAGGAUAGUUCAGGAAUGACCUUCUUUUACACUCCCAAACUGAGACCGAAUAAUGGCUCUAUCAUGUCGCUCGGACAGUGGCAUCUAGCAAUACCCCCUGGACGACCGGAGCUCACUUUCAGAGGGGAAUGCACUUCUGACUGCACCCAAAGGUUGAUGACAGAGCCCAUCUAUGUCCCAACAGCCUUGAACCAUAUGCAUUAUUUGGGCAAAGCAGGAUUCGUAGAGCAUAUCCGAAAUGGACAAAGGCUCCGCUAUCUGACCAAUGAACCAGAGUACAGCUAUGACAACCCUCUCUACUUUCAAUAUGACGAACCUGUUCAAAUUCUUCCUGGAGAUAGCUUAGUGACCACCUGCACAUUCCAGUCGACAUAUAAGAAGAAAUGGGUAUUCCAUGGCGAUGCAACAUCUGAUGAAAUGUGCUAUGGGUUCCUGUGGUAUUAUCCCGAGCACGCUCUGAAGAAGAGCAAUUGCGUGUCGUGGAAAAGCAUCAACAUGUGUGGGAGUGAGAGCAUCACCGUGGGGAAUUGCAACGUCUGGGGAUUUCUAUUUCAAGCCGAUGCUCAGUCUAAGGCACUCUAUAAAGGAGUCGACACCAACUGCAAACUCGCUUCCAACAUGUGCACACCUGAAUGCAAGAUGGCGGUCAUGGACUACAUGCAACAUCCAUGCAUGCGUGGAGGAGAUGUCACAGGCUUUGUCAGACGUCUCACGAUUAGAUCUAAACCCGGACUGGAGUUCCUCGGCAAGCUGAGAAUGUGCGAUGUGAACAAGAAUGACUUUGGCUUUCCCACUUCCGGUGCCGCAGGAACCAGUAUGGUUUCCUUGCUGUUGAUCAUGUUGGCAAUGCUCAUGGCAUAGAUUCAAAACACGUGCUGUCGUAUUAAUCCUACAAAAGCUUUUGUUUUAAAUAUGUUUUCUCAAAUAGUUAGCAUGUAUUUAAUAGCAUAUACUUAUGAAAUUAUCUAUCACUGACUCAUUUCUCCAGUAGUCCUACAUUUCGGACAAUUACAGUUAUGGAACGUCCAUGUCGGACGGACCAUUAGAGAUUAUGGGGUGGGCUUGGUAUUAUGGGGUACUUCAAAGAAUUGAGACACUGUCCGAAUUAAUUGGUUAUUAAUUUGUGUGAAUAGAGAUACACAUUGUUGAGAUUAUAAACUAAUUCUUUUAUGCACUGGAAAUAAAGAAUUUUAGCUCACAUGA
Molecule: messenger RNA, 2146 nt
Organism: Haliotis rufescens (red abalone)
Lineage: Eukaryota; Metazoa; Mollusca; Gastropoda; Lepetellida; Haliotidae
Product: DBH-like monooxygenase protein 1
Exons: 9
Coding region: 122-1804 (560 amino acids)
Molecular function (GO): copper ion binding; dopamine beta-monooxygenase activity
Source: RefSeq, a predicted model, not a curated record